Messenger RNA from Xiphophorus couchianus (Monterrey platyfish), 2643 nucleotides. It is a transcript of the gene add3a, whose product is annotated as adducin 3 (gamma) a. Gene Ontology annotation, biological process: barbed-end actin filament capping. The coding region runs from base 401 to 2458 and encodes 685 amino acids. Gene Ontology annotation, molecular function: actin filament binding. NCBI's taxonomy places the organism in Eukaryota, Metazoa, Chordata, Actinopteri, Cyprinodontiformes, Poeciliidae. The record is from RefSeq and is a predicted model, not a curated record. The transcript has 16 exons. Gene Ontology annotation, cellular component: cytoskeleton; plasma membrane; postsynaptic density.
CCUCUCUCACACACACACACUCACAGCUGUUUAUACUCCUCUCUCCGAUGAGCAGCGGAGCCAUCAGAGAGCAGAGGCUGCAGGAGUCCGGAGGAAUCGGAAUCGUACGGGAAAAAUCUGGACGACUAGUGUUGAUUUUUUUUUUCUUUCUUUCUUUUUUCUCAUCAACUACACGGCUUUCGCUCUCUGUCAUCCCGCUCUUCCUUCUUCUUGCGUAUGUCCGUCCCGGCUGCUCCGUUGGAAUCUGGAGUACAGACACGGAUCAGCAGCAGAGUGAAAACAGAGACAUGAGUUUCAGCCUCUGCUGCCCGCUUUCUCCCAUUCACUGACAGAAGAGGGGAACACAAGGUAAAGGGGUCAAAGCGGCACCCAUAGGCAAAGCGGCGAAGGUGAAGCAGACAUGAGUGCGGACGGCCAUCAGGCGGUGGUGACCACUCCGCCGCCGCCCAGCGGGGGCACCAAGGAGCGCUAUUUUGACCGGGUCAACGUCAACGAUCCAGAGUACAUCAGAGCCAGGAACAUGUCGCCUGACCUCCGGCAGGAUUUUAACGUUCUGGAGCAGAAGAAACGCGUCACACAGAUUCUACAAAGCCCAGCCUUCAAAGAGGAGCUGGAGUGUCUGAUCCAGGAGCAGCAGCGGAAAGGGAACAACCCGACCGGACUGCUGGCCCUCCGGCAGAUCGCCGACUUCAUCAUGGCCAGCUCGGUGGCCGGCUUCAACACUUCCCCUCUCAGUCUGGGGAUGGUGACUCCCAUCAAUGACUUGUUCGGGGUGGAGUUCGCCUCCAUGGUGAAAGGCGAGAAGCAGACGCGCUGUAAACUGGCCAGCCUCUACAGACUGGUGGACCUGUUCAGCUGGGCCCACUUUGCCAACUCCUACAUCACAGGCCGAGUGAGUAAAGAACAGGACCACAUACUCAUCAUCCCCAGAGGUCUGUCAUUCGCUGAAGCAUCUGCAUCAAACCUGGUGAAGGUGAACAUCAUCGGGGACGUGAUCGAGCAGGGCUCCACCACCCUGCGGAUCGACUCGGCCGGGUUCAGCCCACACGCCGCCAUCUACUCCAUGCGUCCGGACAUCCGCUGCAUCAUACACGUUCACACUCCCGCCACUGCGGCUGUGUCAUCAAUGAAGUGCGGCCUCCUGCCAAUCUCCCAGGAAGCGUUGAUCUUGGGAGAUGUCGCCUACUACAACUAUCAGGGCAGCUUGGACGACCAGGAGGAGCGCAGGGAGCUGCAGAAAGCCCUGGGCCCGACAGCGAAGGUUUUGGUGUUGAGAAAUCACGGCGUGGUCGCUCUCGGGGAAACCGUCGAAGAGGCUUUUCACUACAUCUACAACGCCCAGUAUGCCUGCGAAAUCCAGGUGAAUGCUAUCUCGUGUGCUGGAGGAGUGGACAACCUCAUAGUGCUGGACCCAGAGAAGUACAAAUCCCGCGUGUUCGCCGUGGCGGCGGCGGCGGAUGUCAACAUGGCCGGCCAGUACAAGUGGAAGAUCGGAGAGCUGGAGUUUGAGUCUCUGAUGAGGAUGCUGGAUAAUCUGGGCUACAGAACGGGCUACGCCUACCGACACCCCAUCGUUCGGGAGAAGCCGAGGCACAAGAGCGAGGUGGAGAUCCCCGCCACCGUCACGGCCUUCACGUUUGAGGAGGACGGCGAGGCCAUGCGCCUGCCCUUCAAGUUCCUCCAGCAGCGGCAGCAGAGGGAGAAGACGCGCUGGCUCAACUCCCCCAACAGCUACACCAAGGUCAGCGUGGAGGCCGGAGAGGAGCGCUGCAACAGCCGGACGACCACGUGGAUGAGGGCGGAUGAAACAGGAACUCCGAUCCGGAUUGAAGACCCAAAUCAGUUUGUCCCUCUAAACACAGAUCCCAGUGAGGUGCAGCAGAAGAGGAACAAAAUCAGACAGCAGAACCGGUUAGACGUGAUGACGUCAGGUCCGCGCUCUCAGCACCUCGCCGGCAUUCCUGUCGAUCAGCCACGACAGGAUCUGGGGCAGAUAAAUGUGCCGCCAUACGUGCCCACAGAGGAGGAGCAGAUGGCUCCUCUUCCUCCCAACCCGUUCAGCGAGCUGUUGGAAAAGGAGCAGCACCACAAAAACGUGGAGAGAAGGCAAUUUGGCCUCAGCGAUGGCGAGCACGAGCUAACCUCCGACGACGGCUCCACGCUCUCUCAGUCUUUGUCUGUCGCCCAGUCGCCGCAAAGCACUCCGGCUAAAGAAGAGAACCACACGGGCCUGAUGAACGGCAAGGACAACCACGAUGACGAGCUCUCCAAGCGCAUCAGUCAGCUGACCACCAGCGUGGAGAGCGUGGAGAUCACCGUGCGACCCGGCGAGAAGAUCGAGGAGCCGCUGUCCCCCGAGAGCUCCCCCUCCAAGUCGCCCAACACCAAGAAGAAGAAGAAGUUCCGCACGCCGUCGUUCCUGAAGAAAAGCAAAAAGAAAGAGAAGACUGAGGCCUGAGAGAAGCGAGCGGGCGAAGUCGGGAAGAACGCACCUGCGGAAAGAGGGUGUCGAAUUCCCCCUUUUUUUUUAUAUUUGAUUUUUUUAACCAGAGGUUUUAUGUACAAAAGGCAGAGGAAAGAUUUAACAAGAAAAAAAAAAACAGCAGUUUGGGAUUUUUAUGAAAAAGUCAUUUUGCAAAGAAA